AAAAUGAGCAUUCCAUUUCCCACUAUAGACGAGGAUACUAGCCAUACUUUCACUGCAUUCCCCAGCAUAGAAGAACCCAGACGGCCACUCAGAAACAAGAACAGACCAACAGCCUUCUAUGGAUCACCGAACCCGCGAGCACCCCCACAGCCAUUCUCUAAGUCAGCUGCAAAGCGGGAAUCCGUCAUGGCACUCGGUUCCAUCCAGCAUUUGCAGCACCUCUACGCCAAGAAUGGUUUAGCCAGUAAGGCGAGACCAUCAAACGUACGCGACGCUUCUGACUUGGUGCUCGCUCUCGGUCCCAGCGCAGCCGACGAGGGUAUGCUAGAGCCACCACCGAGAGUUCAACUCCCACCCUCACCAGAUCCUCCCAUUUUGGAUGCUCCCAAUUGGAAUAAGCCACAGUCACCGUCUGUCGCACCUCAAACAGACCCUGAACUUCUCAAACCAGCCGUUGAACGGGAUAUCCAGCUGAUUAGAAAGUUAUGGGCAUUAGAUGCUUCAGAAGAUCAGACAGUCGAUAUUCUCCAACUAUUGAAAUCAACUACAUCAGCUAUUCGCUCUGUACAGCAAUAUGCGAUGGCUUUACCAUUAGACGACGUCUCUCCUUCAACGUCCUCGCAGGCUGCAAUCGGCCAUAGGAGAUUACCAACUCUUCGUUCAAUCUCCUACAAUAUUUCUACUGCGUCCCGUCAAUUUAGAGCCCCAAACCCACGCAAGACACGCGCCUCAUUGGGUUCCCCCAACCAGGGAGAACUUCUCGAUCCACUCACUUUAGUUAGAAACAGUGCAUUGGAGGUUCUCGCAGCUCUACAAGAGAUUGAGGAGCGUUGUCGCGUCGACUCGAGCACGACUAAUGACCAUAGCGAUAGUAAUUUCUUUCUCUCAAUCAAUGAUCAAUCCCAAUUGGAAACUUUGGAAACGGCAGAAUACCACCAAAAUGCUGAUUCCUUCACUCAAAUACCUACAAUUGAGCAACCACCAGCUGAGCCCUCGGUGUCUAACAACCCCACUGGAAACACUAUAGGAGCUACGUCAAUCGCUACACAUUACACAGGUAGCGGUAAACCUGUUCCUGUUUGGCAAGACUAUGAAACUCCUGAUAUCAACACACUGACAAAUGCUGAGGAAGCUGGUGAUAGGCCAUCUCGAGAGAGGUGGGAAGAGCGGCUCCUAUCUUCAAAUGGAUACAUAUACAGAUCUGACAUAAACAUCAAAGCAGAUUUCGAAAAGGAGCGCAAAAUAACGGCCAAGUAUAUUGCUUUAGUUGAGAAAAUGUUCCUCGAUACGAGUCAGACUGUCAGCACGAAGGCUAAACCACGACACUCAAGUCCAACAAGCUUAUCAUCACCAUCAACCACUUCUGAAAGCCACCUUGAUGAUGCUUUGACUGAUAUGUCAAUAAACAAUAGCAAUGAAAACGACGAUGAUAGUCACCUCCCAGAGUGGGCUCAGAAGACAUUAUACCAGAAUGAUCCAUUAGGACGUCUAUAUGCUCUAUUUAUGAGCUAUUUACCAAGUUCUCUCAAAAUUCUUUUACCAUCACCUUCAGAGGACCCAUCAGGAUUUAUGGAUAGGAUAUCCGACGGCCAGAUGCUCUGUAUUGUCUUUAAUAAUAUCCUUCGUCGUUCAAGACGCCCAUGGGGUUUCAUACCACCCCAGGAUAUACACGAUAUCGUAGGCCUCGAAAAGGAAGAACUCGAAGCUAAUGACGAUAAUAACAAAUCAAAAUCUAAAACAAGCUGGACUUUUAGACGUACUGACAACUUACGUAUUUGGGCAGCUGCACUAAAAUUAAGAUAUCUAAUAUCACUUUCGCCUUCCAUUUUACCAACUUUACCACACAUAUUGACGAAUAAACCACCAUCAAUUGAAAAUGGUGAACAGGAUGGUCAGUCACCAAUUAUCGCUUCUCUCUUAGGACAUCAAAAAUCAUCAUUCAACGCUAAAGCCGUCGCUCAAAGGCUUGAUGGAUGGGAACAAUCACUUGGAUAUGCAGCUGGACGAUAUCUCGAAGCUGUUGUACAUGAAUAUAGACUACAGGAAGGAUUAAAUAAUUGAUACAUGUAUUGCACUUUCACUUUUUUCACAUACCUAUAAAAUCUGAAAAAUAUAUUGAAAUUUGAAAAUAUACAAGUCUAUACAUUAUAAUAUUUAAAGCAUCUUAUCAUUUUAGUUCUCGCGUUCUUCUGGAACGAAUUCCUUCCAAGACUUGACUUCUGAUGGAAUGUUACCCUCUCUGUAACCGUCUAAACCGCCAACUGGCAUCUUCUUCUCAAGUGCUUCAACGAACAAUUGAGCGAGUCUAGCAUUGUUGAAAAGUGGUAAACCGAAGUCAACACAGUUACGACGUGCGACGUAAUCCUCAUCAACGGUAUCCUUACCACGUGAUUUAGCAAGGUUGACAACGAAUUGAAUUUCAUGAUCAUCGAAAACUUCACGUAAUUUACGCUUGUCCUUAGUUGGGAAGAAAAUUCUCUUAGUUGGUGAUAAUCCUGAUUCAUUGAGGUGUGCUUCAACUGAUGGGUUUGAACAGUAAAUCUUGAAACCUAAUUUAGUGAGUUUCUCAGAAACUGACUUCAAUUCUGGUUUGUUGAUGUCACCACCAACUAAAACACCUUUACCAGCUUUAGGAAUACGGAAACCAUUAGUUGAUGCCAAUGAUGCCCAGUAAGCCUCGUGAAUAUCCUUACCGAAUGAGGCGACUUCACCAGUGGAGGCCAUUUCAACACCAAGGAAUGGAUCAGCACCUGCCAAUCUAGUCCAUGAGAAUUGUGGGACCUUAAUUGCGACGUAAUCUCUCUUUUCAGCCAUCAAAUCAACUGGUUCUGGUACGUUCUUACCAACAAUAGCAGCUGUUGCGAUAUCAAUGAAGUUUCUACCGAGUACUUUGCUAACGAAUGGGAAGGAUCUUGAUGCACGCAAGUUACAUUCAAUAACCUUGAGUUGAGGUUCUUCACCAUUUUCACCAGAUUUACGGAUAAUUUGCAUGUUGAAUGGACCAGAAAUUCUGAAUGCCUUUGCAACCUUCUGAGCAAUUUCCUUGUAACGUGGCAUUUCAGCGUCUGGCAAUGAGAAUGGUGGAAGGACGAGUGUUGCAUCACCGGAGUGAACACCUGCAUUCUCAACAUGUUCUGAAACGGCGUGAACGAGUAAUUCACCGUUGUGAGCGACGGCAUCAACAUCAAUCUCUUGAGCGCUGUCAAUGAAUUGAGUGACAACAACUGGGUGAUCUGGUGAAACGUUUGCUGCUGCAGAGAGGUUGUGCUCGAGUGUUGAUUCAUCGUAGACAACGUUCAUGGCAGCACCAGAAAGGACGUAAGAUGGUCUAAUGAGUACUGGGUAGCCGACCUUGCUAGCGAAAGCUUUGGCAUCUUCGAGAGUUGCUGCUUCAACCCAUGCUGGUUGAUCAACAUUGAUUGAAUCCAAGACGCUGGAGAACUUGUGACGAUCCUCAGCCAUAUCGAUAUCUUCUGGUGCAGUACCGAGGACAUUGACACCUGAUUGCUUAAGACGGAGAGCAAUGUUUUGUGGAAGUUGACCACCGACGGAGAUAAUAACACCCUCCGCUUGCUCAAGUUCGUAGAUAUCCAUAACACGUUCCCAGCCGAGUUCUUCGAAGUAAAGACGAUCAGCUUCAUCGAAAUCAGUUGAAACGGUUUCUGGGUUGUA
Messenger RNA from Wallemia mellicola CBS 633.66, 3672 nucleotides. RefSeq lists its product as hypothetical. The transcript has 3 exons. Bases 4 to 2061 code for a protein of 685 amino acids. NCBI's taxonomy places the organism in Eukaryota, Fungi, Basidiomycota, Wallemiomycetes, Wallemiales, Wallemiaceae. The record is from RefSeq and is a predicted model, not a curated record.